This is a messenger RNA of Nilaparvata lugens (brown planthopper), 2012 nucleotides long. RefSeq lists its product as uncharacterized. The coding region runs from base 489 to 2012 and encodes 507 amino acids. The record is from RefSeq and is a predicted model, not a curated record. The transcript is spliced from 7 exons. NCBI's taxonomy places the organism in Eukaryota, Metazoa, Arthropoda, Insecta, Hemiptera, Delphacidae.
GUUAUGUAUUGAUUGUUAGCAAGAAGCAGUUCACAUCCAUGGAUAACAUGAAUCUUCUUCACGUUUGAAACAAUUCGGAGUUUCAUCAUACCUGAUGAAUAGAUUUUACAUCAGUUCAGAACAUUCCGGCUUCAACAUCUCAAUAUUGAAGGGAACGAUACCAGUAGAGCUGCUUACAACCACAAGAACCCUACUUCAUAAAAGAUUACAAGAAGAGAGAAGAAGAGAAUGUUGCAAGAAUAGCCAGGCUGAAAGCAACAUCAAGCAAAAAAGUAUACAGGGUGAAUGAAGGAGCAAGUACCAGUGGUAGCUGUCGUAGCACCAUCACUAAACCAUUGGCGACGAAUUCGGAUGUGUCCGCAUCUUUAUCAUCUCAGAGCAGAAAAGAAACUGGGCCAUCCAUUAAUGCGGACCCGCCUCGUAGCCUCAGUGUGCGACUCGAUAUUGAAAAGUAUUUCAGUGAUAAGGAGUGGGCACGCAAAACUCAGAUGGAGAGGGAUCAACUAAGAGCUGAACUGGAAAUGUAUUCGCUUAAUCGGACUUUUGGAAAAAAUCCAGAGCCACCUUCCUUUGUGCUGGCCUACAAAGAACAAAAAGUCAGGCAUUUACAGAAAAUUCGUGAGGAAAAACUGUCAAAUGUUGGCAAAGGGCUCAAAUUUAAAAAAGCAUCGAAACCGUCAAAUAAUGCUGAAGACAAUAAUCAACAAAUCAGCACUAGCAUAAUUGAGAACAACUCUCAAAAUAUUCAAGCUAAGAAAUCUGUAAAACCGGCUAAAAGUUCCAAUGAUAUUAAACAACGGAAAUCUAAAGAAGAAGCUCAAGUUCAUGGUCCUAUGACAGUAUCCCAGAUUGAUGAUGUUUUGAAAAUAAUAAGAGAUAGUACCGUAGAACCCUCUCUAAUGAAAAAAUUAAAGACGAAUGGAGAGAUUUUAAAAAUUUUCAAGUAUAAGUCUUUUGAAGGAUCAGUUUUAAGGAAAAAAUUUAAUCCAAAGACAAUUGGGAGACCAAUUCAAAUUAAUGGUGCAAAAUCUCCCAAAAUCGUGCAAAUUCUUCUGAAAAGAAUUAAAACUAAUAAAAAAUCUGGAUUAAGCAAAAGAUUGCAGAACAAGUCAAAUUCUGAUAUGCCUGUAAUUGAAGUUAAUGAAGACUGCUCGUUUUCUGAAACUCGUGCUGAACUGGAAAUAUCAAAUAAUGAACCAAAAACAUCGAAAAAUGAUCCAGCCUCACAGAGAGAAUUGGACAAUAUAUCUUAUUCUGAGACAUCUAGGAAAAACCUUGAAGUUAGUAACGACAGUUCGAUUUUCAAAAUUCCGUUGGUUCCGAAAAAACCUACGUCAAGCACAAGUAGGCAGGUCAAAGUAGCCGAAAAAGAUAAGCUAAUGCAACUUGCUGCUAAUGGAGCUGUAACAGUAAAUAAUAGAAAACUCCGAAAGAAACUCAUCAGGAAACAAAGUGCAAAACUUGAAGAGGAAAAAAGAAAGAAAUAUGAAGGAGAAAUCGUGAGAAGAACAAGUCGAGAAUAUAUAUGGAAUGAUUUUUUCAACGAAGUCAGCAGUUUGACUUUUGAAGAGACAGAUGACUUAUGCUUCACUGCCGUCGAACAAAAACUAUCCCUAACAAUUUAUCAUUCUUGGAAAAAUGAAGUUCUUGCCCCUAUGGCUAGUGAUCUAUUGGACGAAGAAAAAAGUAAAAUAGAGGCCGAGGAUGAAAAAAAGAAAAAGAGGAAAGAGAAGAAGAGUAACGUGAAAACCAGUGGAAAUGCACUGUCUGCAGAUGCAACUGGUAGUGACGUUUCUGGAUCUGCUGUGUCAGGAAGUACUUGCCAAGAACAGAAAAACGAUGAAAGCGUUGGCAAAAAACGCCGUUACCCCAAAAGAAGUGUGCCUGUCAAAAACUAUACCGAACCAGAAAAUAUAAGCAAAAUUUUGUUGUCCAUUAUAGUGGUUAUGUGCUCCAGCCGCGGCGGCUCUAACCACGCGUCUCGAAAGGCCGCUAAGGAAUUGCAUCUUUAG